UUUCGCGUUCUCGGCUUGAUGCGUACUUCGAAUUGGAACAGUACUUGGUCUCCGACUGAUGACGUAUCACGAGUACACGAGAACGCAAGUACGCACAAGUACGCAUAUUGAUAAACGCCCAUUGAGAAACGCCCCAUGAAUUUGGACUGGACCCUUGACUCCUCCCAGCAGGUCCGUCACCUUAAGAAGGGUUAAGUUUCUUUCUCACACACACGCAAGGGGUUUGAAGCGUCCAAAAUGCUGUAAGUUUAGAAACGUGUUCCUAACUCGUUCACUGAACUCAACCCUGGUGUGCAUGGAUAGCCGUUCCCAGGAAAAAGAAGAGCAAAUGGGUGGACUUGUUUGUGUUUUCGGGCGCAGUUAUUUCGGGAGAAGUUCAAAUGCAGCGUUUUUUUGUAGCAUCCUGCCUGACGCUGCUGGCUGUUAUCCUGCGGAGCAGCGAUACUAACGCUCUCCAUGUGAUCGGUGGAAGUGUGAAAGUGGUUCAAGGAGGUACUGCUAUUUUACCGUGUUAUGUCACUGAUACCAAUGAUGACCUGACACAGAUUUCCUGGCAGAGGAGGACAAGAGAAAACCCUCGUAAUUACAUUUUUUUUACUGCUUCUUACUCAGACGGAGACAGACCACAGUUUUUCAAUGAACAAUUUAAAUUUAUUGGCAAUUUUAAAGACAAAAAUGGAACUCUCCAGUUACUUAAUGUUACCCUGAAGGAUGAAGGCAGCUACACGUGCAUCUUCACCUUGGUUCCCAGUGGAAAUCAGAAGACUGAGAUGCCUCUAAAAGUUUUUGUGCCUCCUUUCACAAGUGUCAAGGACAACCUUCCGACUUUGGGCACAGAAGAGGUUUUAUUUGCUACCUGCACAGCUGUGGGAUCCAGGCCUCCUGCAGAGGUGAGGUGGCUCACUGGUGCUUUGGCAGACAGAGUGAGGACGACAAGAAAUUACAUCCAUUAUGACAACGGUAUGACUACCACCGUCAGCUCUCUGUUUGGUGUACCUACGGGAGAUAUUAACGGUCACAAGGUCCAGUGUGUCAUCAGCGGUGACUCCCUGUCUAAAGAAGAAACCCUGCCCUUCACCAUACAGAUCUACUUCUCUCCCAGAGAAGUGAACAUUAAAGCCAUUUCAGGGGACUCAUUUGAGUGUGUGACAGAAGCCAACCCAAAUGCAAACUUUACCUGGAGCAGAUCUGGACAGUCUUUACUGCAGUCUGCUGUCAGAGUAGAGGGUGCAAAGCUACAACUGCUGAAUCUGACUUCUGAUCUAAAUGGCCUCUAUCAGUGUGAAGCAUCUAACAAAUAUGGAAGAAAACAUGGUCAGCUCUAUGUGCAUGUGCCAUCAGGAGCAUGCUCUGCUGCUUGGGCCUUAUUUGGUGUUUUGCUUUUCCUGGAUGUCAUUGGAGCUGCAGCAUGGUGCUUUUAUGCUGCAUGGUUGCAUUUAAAAGAAACAAGAUUGUCCAAAGUGUUUUGCGAUCUCUCCCACAGAAGUGAACAUGAAAGCAAUUUCAGGGCACUCAUUUGAGUGUGUGACAGAAGCCAACCCAAAUGCAAACUUCACCUGGAGCAGAUAUGGCCAGUCUUUACUACCAUCUGUUGUAAAAGUAGAGGGUGCAAAGCUACAACUGCUCAGCCUGACCUCUGAUCUUAAUGGCCUCUGUCAGUGUGAAGCAUCUAACACAUAUGGAAGAAAAUACGGUCAGCUCUAUGUGCAUGUGGCAUCAGAAGCAUGCUCUGCUGCUUGGGCCUUAUUUGGUGUUUUGCUUUCCCUGAAUGUCAUUGGAGCAGCAGUAUGGUGCUUUUAUAAAUCUGGACAUUUUCAAAGCAGCCUCUCCGACAACUGUGGAAGCAAAAGACUGACAACGUCUAGAACGAAGGCUCCAAUAAUAUGUCAUUCCAGACUCAGCUGCCUAAUGAACACAUGAAGAACAGGUGGAGGUACUUGGUGUCUUCUUAUAUUCCUGCUAUUUUAUUUGUCUUCUAGUUUUUAUUGAAGUUUCUUUCUUGCUGUUAACCUUCUUUCAUCAGCAGUUUACUGUUAAUAGCAGAUAUUGAUGUGGUUACUGUGAAUUCAGAUAUGAGUAGAGAUCUUCCUGCUGCUAUUUAUGAACUGAGUCAAAAACAUAAAUAAUCAGCUGUGACAGCAUGACACUGCCUAUGAGAUCACCUAAAAAUACAAGUUAACUUGUUAACAUGUUAGUGCUUCAAAACAUACUUUAAAAAGAAGAAAAAAAGGGAACAGAGAAUGUAAUGGGCUGAAAGGAAUGCUGAAGUUGGAAAAUGGCAAAUAGACCCAAUAAAAUGGAUCUGCAAGGCCAGUAAUGUUGUGGGGAUGGAGGUGGACUCCGUUAAGGUGAUGGCAGAGAGACAGAUGAUGUCUAAGAUGAGGACGAUGCUGGACAAUACCUCCCACCCACUCCUUGACGUGCUGAUCAGUCACAGGAGCACGUUUGGUGAGAGACCGAGACUACCCAUAAUGCACCACUGAAUGACACAGGAAAUCAUUCCUGCUUUUGUCUGUCUCCCCCCAUUUAAUGCACAGCUUACACUGUACCCGUUUCCACAUCCUCUACAGUGAAAUAACAAAUAACAAAGUUUUACAGUUUAGAGUCAACCAUCUAUAUUUAAUCUCUUUAAUAUUCUGGAUAUUUAUAAUUGACCUAUGUGGAUAUAUUAGAGGAUUUAUUUUGUUUGUUUUGUAGCUUUGUAAUAUAUUGUAUUAUUUAAUUUACUUCAGUCUGUUACUGUUCUUAUUGUCUUGGAGCAACAGUCACCACAUAAUUUCCUUAGGGAUUAAUAAAGUAUUCCGAUUAAAGAGAAGUACAACUAGAGGCUUAUUGUUUUCUGGAAAAGGUGAAUUGAGACUAGGUAUGCUGUAUGAUAGUGGGACUGACUGAUGUGACUUUGACCGAACCUUGACUGACAGAUCAAGGUUCAGAUCAUUCAUUGAUCUUCUACUCUAAAUGUCACAUUUAUGUUCUAUGUUACGGUAAUGACAAUAUGAAGGAUUGAUUGUAGUUCAAAAGAGUUGUGCACAAAUCAGUCAAGCAUUUGAUUGGUCUGUUCUGAAUCCCACCUCUUUAUAUGGCCGCUAAUAUCCAUUGACAUGAAAUAUCGUUUUUUUUUUAAUGAUACUUUUACUUGACUGUGUACAAUAUAUACAGGGGACAUUGUUUCUAAAUACUUUAUGUUCAAUAUGAGGGAAUUACAUGACAGAAAACUUCCAGUAAAUGUUGCGUAUAUGCAGUGAUGUAGUGAUAACAAUUAUUUUUACACUACAGUGACAAGUUAAAUAUAUAUGGUUCAAUAUACUUUGUAGUAAAGUAAUGCAGUUACAAGUUAAAUAAGAUAUUUUGAUCUUUGAAGACUUUUGUCAGUGUUGGAGGAACUGAGUUCAUAACCAAACAGACUAUUUCACUGAUUGAUGUUAGAAUAUAGAGACAUUUAACAAUUAUCUUUUUCAUAUGUUUUACAUAUGAUGUUCCUACAACUGAUAUGAAUUCAUUUUGUAUUGUUAAAGCUGUAUGUUUCAACUGAAACUGACGUGUACUGUAACUGAAAAAAGCAUUUUUCAUGUCUGUGAUGACACUAAAACAACUGUAUUUUAAGUCAGUCCAUUAAAUAAAAUGAAUGCUGUGUCAAAAAUACAUUAGCCUC
Messenger RNA from Oreochromis aureus, 3652 nucleotides. Its product is annotated as nectin-4-like. Gene Ontology annotation, cellular component: adherens junction. Bases 381 to 1520 code for a protein of 379 amino acids. Gene Ontology annotation, biological process: heterophilic cell-cell adhesion; homophilic cell-cell adhesion. The transcript is spliced from 10 exons. NCBI's taxonomy places the organism in Eukaryota, Metazoa, Chordata, Actinopteri, Cichliformes, Cichlidae. The record is from RefSeq and is a predicted model, not a curated record.